GAGUGAGAGGGUUUCUACGAGGGAGAGCAUUUACUUUAGACAUUGUUGUAUUAAGAGGAAAGUGUUUUUAUAACAGCGGUCUUGCACAGUAUGUGAGCAUUUAACGUUGGUGGGUAGUCGAUACCGUCGAGGAAAAAAACUAGGUUGGGAAAUACUAUCGUGACGCCAGGCUUCGGCACACACAGGUCCGGUUGUGAAAAUGGAGGCCAUGGAAGACGAUAGUUUGGACAUAAAAGACGACCACAACCACAACUAUUGUGCGAGCAGCGGCAGCGGCAGCAAAGUCCACACGUAUCUUAGCAGCCAACUGUCGGAUGUAACGACGGUCCCGCAGCCCGUCUGUCCACCGGUGCCGGGAGCGGAACCGGGGACUCGGCGAGGGAAGCUGCGGUCCGGCAGCACCGGAGGGUCAAAGUUCAUGGACUCGGAUUCAGGGAGUGAGAGCAGCGAAGUCAGCGAGACUGACUGCACGGCUCCGCCGGCCGCUGUCGAGGGAAAAUUCACCCUCGACUCUACUUCCAAGUUCCUCCUGCAUGCGAUGGCAGUAGAAGACUACCGGAAAAACCACUGGCCAAACCUGGAGAAAGCAAUCGACCGCCUGCUGAUUCAGAAUCCCACAGACCACAUCUCUGUUUCUUAUGCACAGAUAUACAGUUAUGUCUACAAGUGCGUUUGUCAGCAGCACUCUGAGCUGCUCUUCAAUGACUUGACAUCAAAAAUAACAAGUCAUCUGCAACAAGUUUCCAGCCAUCUACAAGCCAGCCCACCAGAGGACUUCAUCGAGAACUUCAACGUUGCACUGACACAAUACACAGCUUCUCUUCAAUGUAUAGUUCCUGUAUUUAUGUACUUGAACAAGUUCUACAUCGAGUCAAAGCUGAACAGAGACCUAAGGGAAGAUCUGAUGAAGCUGUUUGCUGAUCACGUUGCAGAAAAACACGUGGACACACUGAUGCCUCUUCUCAUCGAAGCUCAUUCCAUGCCCUUUCAAGUGCAGCCAUCUACAAUGGCCAGUGUGGUUAAAGGCCUUUACAGCCUCCGACCAGACUGGGCCCAGUUAGCCCCGGCUCUCUUCUCCGGGUUUAUUCCCCAAAUUAACCCCCCUGCCGUGGAGUCUCUGCUGUCUGACUACGCCGCUCAUGACCAGAAGCUGCAGAUGGAGCUCUCCAUGAACGGAUUUCCACGAGGUGACCAGUCUCGCAAGCGGGCCAGUGACGACUCCUGAUAGCAGAGCAGGCGUCACCAGAUUCGUUGCAGAAACUAUUACUGUGCCUCCUACAUCUUUAUCACAAGUUGGCUCACUGCACUAGGUACAAUGUUAACAAUGUGUCAGUUUCAUCUGUCUCUCGACUCAAGGUCACAAAACACUGUGAACAACAAAGAGAAUGUGAUGUUGAGUUGUUUUUGAGCAGAAGCUUAAUCUUACUGCACUUAAAAAAAAAAAAAAAAAAAAAAAAA
Molecule: messenger RNA, 1458 nt
Organism: Xiphias gladius (swordfish)
Lineage: Eukaryota; Metazoa; Chordata; Actinopteri; Istiophoriformes; Xiphiidae
Gene: cacul1
Product: CDK2 associated cullin domain 1
Exons: 9
Coding region: 200-1225 (341 amino acids)
Biological process (GO): ubiquitin-dependent protein catabolic process
Molecular function (GO): ubiquitin protein ligase binding
Source: RefSeq, a predicted model, not a curated record